Manacus vitellinus (golden-collared manakin) is the source of this 3073-nucleotide messenger RNA. RefSeq names its product transmembrane protein 181 (gene TMEM181). The record is from RefSeq and is a predicted model, not a curated record. The transcript is spliced from 17 exons. The coding region runs from base 137 to 1564 and encodes 475 amino acids. Gene Ontology annotation, molecular function: toxic substance binding. NCBI's taxonomy places the organism in Eukaryota, Metazoa, Chordata, Aves, Passeriformes, Pipridae.
GCUGCCUCAUUAGCUAUUAAACGUUGUGGAAUACAUCUGCAAGAAGAAAUUCAAGGUCUUCUGAGGGACACCGAAGCGAGCAAUGUCUUUAAACCAUGAGGAAGUGCAGGGUGUAUGGAUAGACCCAGUACUGUGAAUGCUGGCACCGAUGAGAUUAUAUACACUGUCCAAAAGGCAUUUUGUUCUGGUCUUUGUAGUAUUCUUUGUUUGUUUUGGUCUGACAGUCUUCAUAGGAAUAGCAGGUCCUAAUGUAAUUGAAACUUCUGUAGCAAGAACAGACUUAAAUAACAGCCUAAAGCUGAAGCCAUUUAAUUUAAGUUCUCCACCGCUGUCAACUUACAAUCAGCAGCUGUGGCUGACCUGCGUAGUUGAGUUGGAUCAGCAUGAUGUAUCCCUCAAAAAGAAUGUUACUAUGACAGUCAAAGUACUUGGAGUGGUGAAGGAUGGAAGCACACCAUAUGUUAAUAAUCAAGUUCACAAUCGAACGAGAUUACUCAGUUGUGCACAAAAAUGCAGUGAAAUCAUUGUUGCUCACCUUGGCUACCUGAACUACACUCAGUACAACAUAUUUGUUAGCUUUGAAGAUCUAAACAAGUUAACAUACACUAUCCAGAAUAUUACUUUCACAUGGAAGACCUACAAUCCAACUUUUUCACAAGUGGAAAUAUGGUUCCGAUUUGUCUUUGUAGUUCUUACUUUUAUGGUCACGUGUCUGUUUGCACAUUCUCUGCGGAAAUUCUCCAUGAGAGACUGGGGUAUUGAACAGAAAUGGAUGUCCAUCCUACUUCCUCUCUUGCUACUUUACAAUGAUCCAUUUUUCCCCCUUUCUUUUCUGGUCAACAGCUGGUUUCCUGGAAUGCUGGAUGAUCUAUUCCAGUCACUGUUUCUGUGUGCACUGUUGUUGUUCUGGCUUUGUGUCUACCAUGGUAUAAGAGUACAGGGGGAAAGAAAGUGCUUAACUUUCUAUCUGCCCAAAUUCUUUGUUGUUGGACUAUUGUGGCUGGCCUCUGUUACACUGGGAAUAUGGCAAACCGUUAAUGAAGUACAUGAUCCUACAUAUCAAUACAGGGUUGACACAGGCAAUUUUCAGGGAAUGAAGAUCUUCUUCCUUGUGGUGGCAACCACAUACAUUCUCUACCUUUUGUUCCUGAUAGUGAGGGCAUGCUCAGAACUUCGAAACAUGCCUUAUGUUGAUCUCAGGUUAAAAUUCUUGACUGCAUUAACAUUUGUAGUGCUUGUUAUUAGCAUCGUUAUACUCUACCUACGCUUUGGAGCACAGGUUCUACAGGAUAACUUUGUUGCUGAGCUGUCGACUCAUUAUCAGAAUUCAGCAGAAUUCUUAUCAUUUUAUGGUUUACUGAACUUUUAUCUCUACACGUUAGCCUUCGUGUAUUCCCCCUCGAAGAAUGCACUAUAUGAAUCACAGUUGAAAGACAAUCCUGCUUUUUCUAUGCUGAAUGAUUCAGAUGAUGAUGUGAUUUAUGGGAGUGACUAUGAAGAAAUGCCACUUCAGAACGGCCAAGCUAUUAGAGCCAAGUAUAAAGAGGAAUCAGACAGUGAUUGAUUGAUUGAUUUUGAUGCAGACAGACUUGUUCAGUUGGAAUUAAGCCAAUUUUGAAGUUUUCCUAGAUGGACAUCUUCCUUGGCUUCCUUACAGUCUGCUGUCAUUUUAACACCAACUCCCGGGAAGGACAUCCUGCUUCUGCUUCUGUUUACAGAGUUAAAACUGAGAAAACGAAUGCUUGAAAUGGUUGGGGUGAAAACUUAAGAAACCAAAAUUUUUACAUGUCUUAUAAAAUGCUUGAUAGCAGGAUGUCUGUGAACUAAAAUCUUUAAGUCUAUUUCCAUUUCAAAGUCUCACGAAUUAUAUACUGAGUUGCGAAUUGCUUCCUUGCUGCUUGGUUUUGGUGGGUUUUGUUUGGUUGGUUUUUGUUUUGUUUUGUUUUUUUUUUAGGAUGAUGUACAGCAUACUGCCAUUCAUCUGUUAUAUUUGCAUUAGCUGCUGUGUAUAUUGUCCACUGCUGUAUGAAGUUCCUCAUUCCCCUUUCAAUUUUCUACCUUAGUCUUUUGAGCUGGAGGCAGGGAAUGAACUAGUCUUUUUUUUUUUUAAUUAAUACAAGAAAACACAAGCUUUCUUUUCUUCCUUUGAAUAAGUGAUACAGACUUAAGACCAUUUUUUAAUAAGUUUACUGGAUUUGUAAGCGGAAGCUAGUCAAGUUCUUGUGAGCCAAAAUAGUCUCAGUGGUGCAAAAUUAUUUGUAUAAUGUAUGUUUCCUGACAUCCUUUACAGCCACAACAGAAGUGUCUAUUGUUUUUUCUUAGAACAGCCCUUUCAAAUUGAAAUAUUUCAGCAACAGCAAAUCUCAGAAGGAGGCCUGUACUUUUCUUCUUGCUCUUUUUGUAUACUGGAGGAGACUGUUGCACUUACAGAGAAUACAGUAUGAAAGUUUCAUAAGUAAUUGCAAUUUCAAAUUUCCAAACAUUUCACUUUUACAGAUUUUUUUUCUACAUCAGAAUUUUUCCUUAAGUUGUAUUAGGGAAUAGUUAAUCUACAUCCUAGGAACAACUGUGGUUGCUCAUGUACUGAAUGGGCCUGAGAGUUAGCUUGUGAGCAUGUUCUGUGCAUAGUUCAGCUGCUUUGUCAUACCACAGUCACCACCUGUACUGAGGGGAACUUUUUUAGCACAUUUUGUGAUUAUCUGUAUUCCAGUCUGUGCUGGAACAAAGUUAUAUGGGAAUUAAGUAUUCCAUGUACAAUGCUGCUGCUCUAUUUAGAAGUUGGUUUUCUCCUACACUACUGUUCAGUUCUUUAUUUAAGUGGGUGCUGUUUGUUUUUUAUAAAUGCUUUUGUUCUCAGAUACUUGGCCUGUUUAAAAGUAUCUCUUUUUCUUAUGGAUUUGUAACUGAGAUUUACUCCUGUAAAAUUUCUCUGCCCCGCUGCUACAGAAGGCUCUCAAAAGCACUGUUCAUGUAUUAGAAUAUGGUGCUGGGUUGCACUAGAAAAUCGUGCUUAUCGCUGAAGUAUUUAAAGCAGAAUAGUGCAAUAAAGUCCUGCUAGACUUGCUGAAUCAUA